AUGUUUGAUAAUUAAUUUAGCAAAGGAUUUUAUUCUGUGAAUUCUACAAUUCAAGAAGGAUAUGCGUAUGCAAUCUCUUCAAAAUGGUUCAGAAAUUUUAAGACUCUCUUAAUGAAUCCAAACGGAGUUGAUAUUUCAAAAAUAGGAUCAAUUCAAAAUCACAAUAUCUAUGACACUAUUUAUGAAAUUGAUCCAAAAUUAGAUGGCUUCUUGAUACCUGAAUAAUAUAAAAUUAAUUUUCAUAGAGUUUUUAAGUUGAUACCAGGGCUUAUUUAUUGUCAAGAUUACGAAAUUGUUUCAAUAGAUGUUUGGAAAUUUCUCAAAAUGUAUUAUAAUGCAGAUUAUGAAGUAAUCGUGUUUGUUACUAAAGUUCUACCUGGUUUAAAAAAUUACUCCUUUUGUGACAAUUUAGAAGAGGGAUUAUGCGUUUGCAAUGAGAUAUUCUACUUGGUUUUGGUGAUUGUAGAAUUAGAUGAUAAGAGUAAGCUGCUGGCCAUCAAAAUGCCAGCAUGUCCUUGGAUGGAUUUGAAUAAAUUUCGAACUUUUCUGUUCUCCAACACUGAAUAUGAAUUGGACUGGUAAAAAUUUAUUAACCAUGGUCAUCUCUACUAUGACGGGAAAAAAGUGCCAUUUAAAGGCAAUAAGCUCUUAAAAGACAUGGGAAUAACAAAAGAGACCUAAAUAAUCCUAUCAUGCCCAAAUUUAACUUUUGAGGACAUCGAAGAAGAGAUUGAAACUGAUGGAGAAGAACAAUAAGUUCAAUAAGAUUUACAUACCAAGUAGGAAUUCUUAGAGAUUUUAGAACAAAAUAUGAAGCAUCAAUCAAAUGAAUUGAUUCUGAAAUCCCAAUAAGAAAUUUAGUAAUCUUUAGAGUAAAAUGAUUUCUUUUAAGUUUGA
This is a messenger RNA of Paramecium tetraurelia, 897 nucleotides long. RefSeq lists its product as uncharacterized. Gene Ontology annotation, molecular function: cysteine-type deubiquitinase activity. NCBI's taxonomy places the organism in Eukaryota, Ciliophora, Oligohymenophorea, Peniculida, Parameciidae. The record is from RefSeq and is a predicted model, not a curated record. The transcript is spliced from 4 exons.